Molecule: messenger RNA, 533 nt
Organism: Coffea arabica (coffee)
Lineage: Eukaryota; Viridiplantae; Streptophyta; Magnoliopsida; Gentianales; Rubiaceae
Source: RefSeq, a predicted model, not a curated record
UUGGAAAGUGACCAGCAUGCUUCCUCUUCUGUUGCCGCAAGUUCCAUUCCGUCUGGUUUUCGACAAGGAUGUGCACUAUAUUAUCUAUCAAUGAUGUUGAGGUCGGUAUGGAGAAAUGGACAGCAAAGGUCACUGUCCAGGAGAAACAGCAAGUUACCUCAUCACUUAGCACACCAACUAGGAAACAGAAGUUUAUCUUCAUUGAUUCUGAGGGAUCAAAGGUUGAAGGCAUCAUAUUUAAUGCUGAUAUUGCUAUAAUGAGCCCUAGAAUAGAGGUUUACAAAAAAUACCUCAUCUCCAAUGCUCAGGUCAAAAGAAUCCCUGAAAACUUUAGAACCACUGAGCUAGCAGUCCAAUGGAUAAUCACCAGUCGAACAAUUAUUGAAGAGAUUGUAGACAAUGAGGAUGUUAUGGCUGCAAAGUUUACGUAUACCAACUUUACGGACUUGGCACAGUACAUGGACCGCAAGGACAUUUCUGUUGAUAUUAUGGGAAUUGUUAUUGCUGCUUUGGAUGAAAAACUGUCACCGUAA